Drosophila sulfurigaster albostrigata is the source of this 1862-nucleotide messenger RNA. RefSeq names its product formin-E-like. NCBI's taxonomy places the organism in Eukaryota, Metazoa, Arthropoda, Insecta, Diptera, Drosophilidae. The record is from RefSeq and is a predicted model, not a curated record. The transcript is spliced from 3 exons. The coding region runs from base 187 to 1803 and encodes 538 amino acids.
AGGUAUCCGAAUAAUUUCGGGAAUAACAAUUUUCAUGGAUAUAAUAAUAACAUUUACGAUUACCGUAAUGAUUGUAAUUUGUAUUGGGCAGCAGAUUCCUUUCCAGCCAACUUUGAGGAUAAUUUUCAGCAAAAUAACUGGGAUAAUAACUUUAAUGAAAAUCACUACAACUUCGAUUUUAAUGGUAUGUUGAACAAUGGAGGUCACCUUAACUUUGGCAACGCUUUUCAAUUCGGAAACUACGGAAAUCAAAUAAACUGGAACAAUCAUCAAAAUAAUAAUGUAAAUCCGCCUAGAGCCAUUAGAAAACCAGCUAUCAAUAAAAAACAACAACCGCAGCCACCAAAGCAAGCCACAGAUAAAAACGAAGUAAAGAAAACGACGACUGAUAAAAAAAUAGAACAGAAAAAACUAGUGCUUGAACAAAAAGGAGAACAGAAAAAACAAGUGAUUGAACAAAAAGGAGAACAGCAAAAACAAGUGAUUGAACAAAAAGGAGAACAGCAAAAACAAGUGAUUGAACAAAAAGGAGAACAGAAGAAAGAAAUAGAACAGAAAAAACAAGUGAUUGAACAAAAAGGAGAACAGAAGAAUAAAAUAGAACAGAAAAAACAAGUGAUUGAACAAAAAGGAGAACAGAAAAAACAAGUGAUUGAACAAAAAGGAGAACAGAAGAAAACAAUAGAACAGAAAAAACAAGUGAUUGAACAAAAAGGAGAACAGAAAAAACAAGUGAUUGAAGAAAAAGGAGAACAGAAGAAAACAAUAGAACAGAAAAAACAAGUGAUUGAACAAAAAGGAGAACAGAAAAAACAAGUGAUUGAAGAAAAAGGAGAACAGAAGAAACCAGCGAGCGCUGCUUCAUCGAUCAACAACAAUAAAACAGAGAAAAAACAGUCUGAUGUAUUACCAAAGACAACUACAACAGCUGCCAAGAAAAAUGUUGAAAAGCGGACUGCAACAGAACCGCUUCAAUCCGGAAAGGCAAAGAAGCAAAAAUAUGAUGGAAAGAAACGAGGAUUUAUCGUUGCUGGAGUCAAGUUGCCCUACGUCAAACCGAAUACAAAAAUGGAGGAGGAGGAGAAAUCCUAUGCAGUUACAUUCUUUGAGCAUAAGCCUAUCUAUAACACAUCAAUCUAUGCAGUGGAUAACGAUGGUGAUAUGGAUAAAUAUGAAGAUGACGGCAAUGAUACCGAUAAUGAAUUUGAAAUCGGACGUCCCACAAUUCGUAAACGUAUCAACAACAAAUGGAGUAGAAUAUAUGAGGAGCGUAAUUAUAAAUGUUGGCUUACCUGGUGGAAAGCGUUCAAGUGGUGCGAACUGCAAAUCAAUAAGAAGCUUGAAUCAUUUGGAUCUCUUAAUAUUAAGCAUAAGUUCCUACCUUAUUAUAAGAAACAGAUGUCCACGCAGGAUGUAAUAAUCAACUUGAUGAAACGGGCUCGAUUCUCAUUGGAGACCAAAUCGAAUAAUUUUCGAGACUUCAAAGUUAUUUAUGAACUAAUGAAUGAAACAUUCUUGGAGAAUCUUUUGCCAGCAACUGCAGAGAAACUGCAGCAUAUGAUACGUAAAAUUCCAAAUCAUCUGUGGCUGUAUAAGAUGCGCCGCAUGGUCUAUAUCUGGGCCGAGUAUUAUAAGUUAAGCGACAAUCUCACGAAUAAUUUUUCGGGUCUUCAGAAGCGUUGGAAGAGUCCCGCUUUCCACUGGUUGUGUAAGCAGGCCUUCGAUGAGCUGAAGACUCUCAGUACCAUUGAGUGGCCGAAACACAAGGAAAUGUACAACAAACUAAAAUCUGUGAAAUCUUAAGCGGCUUUAAGCUUUUAUAUUUUAAGCAUUUUGUAGUUUUAAGCACGUUAACUGGAAGG